AUGGCCACAACCGCGCCCGCGGCCCGCCUCCGCUUUCCGAUCGCGGCGCCGAAUAAGAUGAACUCUGCUACACUUGGGCUGUGCGUCGUCGCAAUCGCCGUCCCCCUCACCACAUCCGUCGACUCCCUGGAACAAGAUCCCCUCAUGAUGUGCUUCGCUCUAGCACUGUGCGUGGCUUUCCACCGCGGCAUCGCGCUCAUCGUCCGUGGCCUGAGUUGCAGGGAUCACAAAAAGGGUGAAUUGGUUGGUGCUUGCGUGCCUGAUGAAGGAAACAAGAAGGGUGCUGCUAUGGCUGCCGAUUGGAGGAGGAAGGGGGACCUGGUUGCUGUGGACAGGACAUGGAUUGAAGCUGGCGGAUUGCAUUGGAACGUGGGAGAGCAAGAUGCUGCUGCCUUGUGUGCUUAUAUUGGAGACGAAGAUGGAGACGAAGAACAUAGAGAGCAUUCCCCAAGAACCCCAAAACUGCGUCACCGAGAAGGCGAGGACACGCCCAUGUAUGUAACCCAGCACACCGCAGCAAAAAAGCUCAUGCACCCAACCCAAGAAGAGAUUUGUUACCCGUAG
Miscanthus lutarioriparius is the source of this 564-nucleotide messenger RNA. The record is from the annotation of a GenBank genome assembly. NCBI's taxonomy places the organism in Eukaryota, Viridiplantae, Streptophyta, Magnoliopsida, Poales, Poaceae.